AUGGAAAACUCGAACGGUUUUAUCUAUACGGUCCCGGAGGCCACCGACCUGAAUUCCACCGGCUCCGAUUUGUCGCACAUGACCAACGAGUUCCAACUCAGCGACUCGUCCAACAACGAGGAGAACAACUGCUCGCCGUCCAAGUUCAUCUACACCAACCAGCUGUACUGCCAUCCGGAUCAAAUUAAGAAUGGAUAUGGUAGGUGGCGUUGAACUUGUUUGAUUAAUCAUGCAACUUUGUUUAGCGAUAGACCAGUCCCUGUACAACAGCUUCAUCAUCCCCAGCUACUACUCCGGACAACAAGAUGCCAAUCAAAACUCGGCCGAAAUCGCCCAAAACCAAAUGAUUGUCUCCACCGCGGCGCCAGAGCUCUCCACUCAACAGGCCGCACUAAUCGCGCAGAACACGGAUUUCGUGCAGACCCAGCUGCAGGCGCAGAACUUUUUCAGCUCGCAGUACGGUCUGAAUUAUGCGGACUACUCGUCCUACCAGAACAUGAACCCCAACCUGCUCAUAUCCACUCCGCCGUCCACCUCCGAGGCCUCCACCAUCAACGGAAUCCCCACGCUCGGCGAGGACGACUGUAAUGCGCUGAGUGUGGAUGUGAACGACUGCAAGCCGGACGCAAUGGACAUCAAGCCGCGGUUGGGCAAGAUUAAGCCGGUUGGCGCCGGUGAGCAUCGAGAAUGCACCAAUUGCGGAGCGACGUCGACGCCGUUGUGGCGAAGAGACGCGCGUGGAGAGUAUCUGUGCAACGCGUGCGGACUCUACCAGAAAGUGAAUCAGGGAGCGAGGAGGCCGCUGGAGAAGCCGAAGAAACGUCAGGUGAGAAAUUUUGGCAAAAAUAUAUAAAUCAUCCUAGUACUAAGCCAUCUGAAUUUUUUUGAUUUGCUCGAUUUUUGCGCUAUUCAAAUUUUGUCUCUUUUUUAAAGUGUUCAGCAGAUAGGGCCAAAGUUGACCGGCUUUACCAAAUUUUGCCCACUUUCUUUACCUACCGUACUCGAUGGCCUCUCUUCUUGUCACGAUGCAAAAAUUUACCGACAAAGCGAUCUUCCUCAAAAUUCGUUCCCAUAACCGGUUUGUCGGCAUAUAAUUAUCACCGAUUCCGAUCAUUUUUUGGAUCAUUCUACCCACUUUCCCUCAACAAUUAUAGUUCGGGCUAUACGGGUCUUUGUAUUGCUUUUGCGUUGAUUGACAGCCAGAUCGUGAUCCCAAAACAAUGGCUUUAAGCGGUCUGUUACGUCAUCUAAUGGGUAAUGUAAUCCAGAGCGUAGGGCAGUGCGGAAGAAUGGGACAAAAACAGUAGCCAAACUAGGCUGUUUUAAGCUUGUUGAAAAACAAAUCCUAUUAAAAUGGGAUCGGAAAAGCGACGCUCGUUUCGAUUACUAAUCCAUUUGUUUUUGCAUUGACCUGCAAUUGACAUAUUCAAUAGAUCGGAUUAUCGCUACGACCAAGUUUACGGUUUUGGCUCAAAUUACGUCAGAAACUUUUCUUUGGCUUUCAAUGGAAAGCUUUUUUUUGAAAUAUGGAGCCUUAACGCUCCUACAAGAAGCCUGACGCCAGUUGAUGAUAACAAUCUACUCUUCAUUACAAGCUUUCGAAUUUGUUUUCGCUCGGGGAAGAGAAUGGAAAUUUUGUUCAAAAAACGCGCAAUCUUGUUUGAAAACUAGGAGAAUUUAGCCGGAUUUUCGACAAAAUCAUCAUCAUCCUAAUGAAAUUUUAAAAAUUUUUUAUCUUCUUGAUAAAAAAUUAUAAAAAAAAACUUUAUAUUUCUGCAAAAUUUUUUAAAUAAUUAUUCGACCCUCGCUUUUCAGACGACCCAAAAACGAACCGGUAUUUAUUGCGUGAACUGCAACACGGACAAAACGACGUUGUGGAGGCGGAAUGCGAAUCAACAGCCCGUCUGCAAUGCCUGCGGAUUGUACUACAAACUUCAUAAUGUAAGACUUUUUUAAACGUUCUUCUUCCCUAUGAAAAAAAUAAAAAUUUUUGGGAUGGACUAAUUUUUAAUAGAUUUUUAUAUUCUUCGACAAUUUUAUAUUUUUACAUUUUUUGCCGGCAAAACGAAAACAAAAGCUGUCCGAGAGGAGCGCUUUAUGAUCAAGGUGUUUUUUUAUACCUAGAAUUCCGACAAAUGGCCUUUAUGGCUGGAAUGUCGUAAAAACACUCGCAUUUUUGUGCAUCCCAUGGUUUGGCGAUAUAUUUCACCAGGGCUAUGAUAUUAGGCUAAAUUUUUUUUCUGUCUUCCAUGCAAUUUUUUUGCCUUUAUUUUUCCCCAUAGCACUACCGUAUCGCGCAGCAGCGAUUACGGCGCAGUAAACCCGGAAUCCGCCGAGGUAUUUUGCCUCUUUGCAUUCAUGAUUAAUAGGUCAUUAAUUACCCGUAAAAGGAGGCCUCGAACAACCAACUCCACCACGUCAAGACUCGGCUGAUAACAUCUCGAGUAACCGAGACGUGUCAAGACAUUGAGAGGGGUGCUCUGAGGCGGCGCAGUGAGUGCUGGCGACGCGUAGAGCCGAGGCCUUGACAGACGGAGGGAAGACGGAGGGUCAGUGCCGGUUGAUUUUACAAAACUCAUGGAAUAAAACUCAAGGUCGCGCUGUAAUGGGUAAUUAGGCAAGGCGAGUCCGUUUAACAUUUUUUGCAUUAUCAUAAUCGAAUAUUUGGAAAUAAGACGAUAGGAAUUGCAAAAAAAGAAAAGAAAAUAAAAAUAAAUAAAAAUCUGCAUACUAACCGAAACAAUUUUUUCAAUUUUUCAGCAAGACCGCCCAAAAUCAAUGAAAAAAGACAACAUCCAAUGCCGCAAUCGGAAAGCCAAUCCCAAGGGCAAACGACACGGCCAAAUGCCGCAAAUCACCAAGGACACGCUAACCCAACAAUUGGAUAUGAGGAUGGUGAAUGAGACCGGCUUGUUCAACAUCCAGAACAACUUUGUCGGCUCGAUGGACACACUAGGCUUUCGAUUCAACGAGAUCAACGCCUACGGCAACGGGUUCUACCAAAGCCAGAGCCAGUAUCAAUAG
Messenger RNA from Bursaphelenchus xylophilus (pine wood nematode), 3024 nucleotides. NCBI's taxonomy places the organism in Eukaryota, Metazoa, Nematoda, Chromadorea, Rhabditida, Aphelenchoididae. The record is from the annotation of a GenBank genome assembly.